GUUCGAUCAGUACGGCGCCAUUAUUCAAGAAUGUAAACACGAUGAGAAUAGGAUGGCUUCAUUUGGACAGAUUGAAUAUUCACCAGAAGAACAAGAUGCCAUACAAAAUGCCCUGAGGCAGAAGCUUGGCCCUGAGUUCAUCAGUCAGCGUGCCGGAGCUGGAGGUCAAAGGCUUGCUUACAUUGAGGGAUGGCGUCUCAUCAACCUGGCCAAUGAAAUGUUUGGCUUCAAUGGCUGGUCUCACUCUGUGACCCAGCAAACUGUCGAUUUUGUAGACCACUGCGGAGGCAGGUACUUUGUUGGAGUCAGUGCUUUUGUCAAAGUUCAGCUCAAGGAUGGUGUGUUUCAUGAAGACAUUGGGUAUGGCGUUAGUGAAGGAAUGAAAUCAAAAGCUCUGUCCAUUGAGAAAGCUAGGAAAGAAGCUGUUACUGAUGGGCUCAAGCGGGCACUCAAGAGCUUUGGGAAUUCCAUGGGGAACUGCUUGGCAGACAAAGACUAUCUAAAGUGUAUCAACAGAGCCCCAAAACCUACAGCAAGAGUCUAUGACUUGGAGGGAAUGAGGAAGACUGACCAAGAUGAAGGCAUCGAACAUGCAAGAAAAAAUUCCAAUCUCAGAAGACUGUCCAAUCAGAGAAUGGCUUCUUCUGAACAGACCAAUCAAAAUCUAGGAAGAAAUUUAAAUUCAGUGUCAACAACCAAUCAGACAUCAGAUACAGAUUCCAGAGACACAGGGAUAGGAUCUAGAGACAAUAUAACAGUGACCACCAGUAACUCUUCAAAUGAAAACAUUUCUAAACAUAGUAACUCCCGAGAAGGAAAUAAGGUGUCCAUGGUAACGGAAAGUGUUCGUGUGACGGGAAGGACCAGCCUGGCAAGUAAAGAGAAUAUAAACCCACGGGAUGCAGAAGUGAUAGUAAAAACAGAGUGGGUGUCAGCUGAAGUAGCUCUAGGGGGGGAGGAAGACCAGCCCCCUCAAGAGUUUGUCAGGAGGGGUUCCCUUCCUCUGAACCAUGGGGUGGGGACAGGAAUGAACCUACGACACAAACGGACUCAGUCUGUGCAGAGAGUUGAACCUGAAUCAAUCAGUGCACCUCCCUCAAGUUCUAGAGAGGAUGAAGAUGAUUUAAAGGCUAAGCAGGAGAGACUGCAGAGGCAGAGACAGAAACAGAUGGAAUUCAAGCAGAAGUUAACAGUCAAACAGACGGACAAUACCACCAUCAACACCAUAGGUAAACUCAAGGUCAAACAGACAGACAAUACCACAAUCAACACCAUAGGUAAACUCACAGUCAAACAGACAGACAAUACCACCAUCAACACCAUAGGUAAACUCACAGUCAAACAGACAGACAAUACCACCAUCAACACCAUAGGUAAACUCACAGUCAAACAGAUGGACAAUACCACCAUCAACACCAUAGGUAAACUCACAGUCAAACAGACAGACAAUACCACCAUCAACACCUUAGGUAAACUCACAGUCAAACAGACGGACAAUACCACCAUCAACACCAUAGGUAAACUCACAGUCAAACAGACGGACAAUACCACCAUCAACACCAUAGGUAAACUCACAGUCAAACAGACAGACAAUACCACCAUCAACACCAUAGGUAAACUCACAGUCAAACAGACAGACAAUACCACCAUCAACACCAUAGGACCCCCAAUGGCUACCUCUACCCCAGCUUUUAAUGGCCUUGGCCCACCAAUCCAUGCCUCCAGUCCCAAGGUUGGGCCAAGGGCGCGACCUCAGAGCAGCUCUGAACCUUCCCCAAACCAACCAGAGCUCCUGCCUGAGGAAAAUUAUGAGGACACAGAGAUUUGGAACAACUCAUUAGACAUAGAGAGUAUAGACCCAUCAGGGGAACAUUUAGUGGAUGGUCCGGGCAAGAAGCAGCAUAAUGGAAGUAAGAGUCUGUAUAACUCCGAGUCAAGGGGGAGAACUCCCACCAAAUCCACCACCGUACAACACCGCCCCAACACAAUGACCAAUCACUACCCAGUCACCAAGGCAGCCAGUCGCCAGGCCACAAAUCACACAGAUGAUAUCAGCAAUGUACAGAAGAGAAGGCGAGUGGAUGUCUAAUAUCUGCUAGAUAUCUGUAUAGUCAAUUAACUGUAUAAACCAGACAAGAUGUCUAUCAUGAUAUCUAUCAUGCUGCUACAGAUCUUGUGAUAUCAGCUAUAGACCGAUAUCUGUCUGGUUUUUGUGAUAUCUAGCAGCCACAAACGGAUACAUGUGUAUCUCUGCAGUAGUUUUGAUCCAUUUCAUACCAUAGAUGAUUUAGCCUAUCAUUACCUACCAUUAUCAUGCAGCCAGUCUUGCAUGUUUUCUACUGAUGUUACAUUUGCAUUUGACUUGUACAAACUAAACCCGCUGUAUGCAAUUUUUGUCAUUUCAUGGAUUGAAACUUAACACCAGCACAAUUUUAUUCUAACUAGUGAAGAGAACUCCAUUUGUAACAUGCAACCAUUAAGUUGUAUAUUGCUGCAUCAACCUUUUACUGUAAAAUUGAAGUAUCAUAUACCCAGGUAUUGAUUUAGUAAUAAGAAGAAAUUGAAUAUGGAUUUGUGUUUUAAUAUAUAUAUAAAUUGCAUUAAUCACAUAUGUUAUAAAAUUGUGCAAUUGUCAACUGCAAAAUGAGGGUGGGUGGGGAUGUGUGUAAUUUUGUAAUCAAAUGUGAUGAUUGUAACAUUAUUUCUGGUUUAUUAAAAAACAUGAAUUGAGUACUAGAAUUAUCAUUGAUAUACAUUAUCUAUAUUAUUAUGAUUAUUUGGCACUGUAGUAUUUUUUAUUCUAACUUAUUUUGUGUGUAUAUUUUGUAGAAUUAUUGAUGGAUAAAAAUGGUCUAGUUAAUGAUUAAUAUGUGUAAAGAUAAUCAAUGAACUUAAUGAUGUCUCUUUUUCAUUUAAUGUGCUCAUAUGUAAUCCCAUUAGAAAUAUGGAAAGAAGUGCCUUAGUGUUGUAUGAAUACUUGCCUAUUAUUUUCUGAUGAAAAUUUGAUCAUUUGAUAUUUGUCACCAAUUCUUGAUAAUAUGCAUUUGAUAUUAAUUAAGUAUACAUGUUUAACAUAAAUCAUUGAUGUACCUUGAACUAGAUCUUUUGUGUCUCAGGGAUUGACAUCUAUCAGUGGUUGCUUCACAGCCCCACUUUGUAAAUAACAUGAAUAAAGCGUACAUGCAAUUACAAA
Molecule: messenger RNA, 3193 nt
Organism: Magallana angulata
Lineage: Eukaryota; Metazoa; Mollusca; Bivalvia; Ostreida; Ostreidae
Exons: 12
Coding region: 53-2089 (678 amino acids)
Biological process (GO): DNA recombinase assembly; mitotic recombination; double-strand break repair via single-strand annealing
Cellular component (GO): nucleus
Source: RefSeq, a predicted model, not a curated record